CCUUAAUUACUUAUCUUCAUGAUUAUAAAUUUGGUUCCAAGUUACAUGUGGCAAGUCAUGAUAAGGAAACUCCAUAGAUGGACAUACCAAUAUUGCAUAAUAUAUCUCUUCAUCUCCAUGAUAUCCAUAUUAUUUCUUUUUUUCUACUUGCUUCAUAUCUCGUUCAUACAAAUCUUUUUUUAAUUUACUCGACGAUUCUAUUGAGGGGUUAUUUGGUAGCUGAUUUGGAGGUUCAAGAUGGUUGGAUCAAAUGAAAAUUCCCAAGGUGUUGUAAGGCCUUCGAUUCUUCGAGGGGUAAUGGGGAAUAAUAGGAGGGCUCUGAGCACAAUAAAUGGGAACAUAGUUGAAGCUCCACAAUACCCUUGUAAGCUACGCAAGAAAAAUGGAGUCACCGACAAGUAUGUGGAUGGUGAAAUGAAUCCAAUUCAUCGACCAGUCACGAGGAAGUAUGCUGCACAAGUGGCUGACAAGCCGCAACAACCAUCACUCGAGGUAACAAAGACAGUGGUCGAAACAGCACCUAAUGGAAAUGAACUAGAAGGUGUCAUCAUUACCGAUGUUGAAGAUUACAAGGCUACAAGUGACUAUGUUGUGCCAAUGUCUGUCCAACACACAGAAGCAAUGAUGGAGGAAAUUGAUCGGAUGGAUGAAGAGAUAGAGAUGGAAGAAAUAGAAAAGGCGUUAAUUGUGGACAUAGAUCGUGCUGAUAAAAAGAACGUACUAGCUGCUGUGGAGUACAUUGAUGAUAUUCAUGCUUACUACAAGAAGAUUGAGAGUUCUGCUUGUGCCCCUCCAAACUACAUGAAACAACAAUUCGAUAUCAAUGAGAGGAUGAGAGCAAUUCUCAUUGACUGGCUGAUUGAGGUACAUUACAAGUUUGAACUGAUGGAGGAGACUUUGUACUUGACCGUUAAUCUUAUCGAUAGAUUCUUGGCUGUCCAGCCAGUGGUUAGGAAAGAACUCCAGCUGGUUGGGGUAACAGCUUUGUUUCUCGCUUGCAAGUACGAAGAAGUUUCAGUUCCUGUCGUCCAGGAUUUAAUUUUGAUCUCCGACAAGGCUUACACCGGGAUAGAAGUGCUUGGAAUGGAGAAGUUGAUGAUCAAUACUUUACAGUUCAAACUAUCAGUGCCUACGACGUAUAUGUUUAUGAAGCGAUUUCUUAAAGCUGCUCAGUCCGAUAAGAAGGUGGAGCUUCUGUCAUUUUUCAUGACCGAGCUAUGCCUUGUUGAGUACGAAACGCUUAGGUUCCCACCUUCAAUGCUAGCAGCUGCAGCUAUAUUUACCGCUCAAUGUACACUAGGUGUGGCUAAGGAGUGGACUAAAACUUGCGAGAAGUAUAGCAAGUAUACUCGAGAUCAGCUUUUGGAAUGUUCAAAACUGAUGGUUACUUUCCAUCAGAAGGCUGCAACUGGGAGGCUUAAUGCUGUACACAGAAAAUAUAGCAUCUCUAAAUAUGGCUUCGUUGCAAAGAUGUUCCCACCGGCUUCUUUUCUUUUAGAGGCAAGCUUUUUUUAGCACAUGACGUUACUUGCAUCUGCUUAACGAAACGUUGUACACUUAUAGAGCAAUUUAAGUUGCCCUUCUGGCCUGUGGGAUUAGAUGCCCGCAUUCAGUAGACAUGACGAUGAGUUUUUUGUUAUUUUUCGUGUGGUUACAUUGCUCAAUGUAGCAAGAUUUAAGUACUUUUUACAAAUUGUUGGUACUAUUUUGCAAAUCUAAACUCUGUUUAGAUCCA
This is a messenger RNA of Solanum pennellii, 1735 nucleotides long. RefSeq names its product G2/mitotic-specific cyclin-2-like. Bases 238 to 1515 code for a protein of 425 amino acids. The transcript has 12 exons. Gene Ontology annotation, biological process: mitotic cell cycle phase transition; regulation of cyclin-dependent protein serine/threonine kinase activity. NCBI's taxonomy places the organism in Eukaryota, Viridiplantae, Streptophyta, Magnoliopsida, Solanales, Solanaceae. Gene Ontology annotation, molecular function: cyclin-dependent protein serine/threonine kinase regulator activity. The record is from RefSeq and is a predicted model, not a curated record. Gene Ontology annotation, cellular component: nucleus; cytoplasm; cyclin-dependent protein kinase holoenzyme complex.